UUAAGGUGUCAGCAGAAGUGAGUCCCACCACAACUCACAGUGCUCCACAUUGCACGAAUAAGUGUCAGCAAGUAUGUUUUCGCUUUGGAGAAACGUGAACGUAACUCGCAGUGUUAUUUCUACGUCUUACAAUGGGACUGCAGCGGACUUCCUCUUCUCUCUACGAGCAGCUGUGACUGUCUGCACACAUCCCAACAGGAAGUCCUCAGGGAAACGCUACAAUGUGCCCCAGAGCGCCGAGUUUGUUGCGAGGGUGUCAGGGAUCCCCACCAUGGCCAAGUUGCCCUACCAGGAGACAGCGGACGGGCUUGAUGCGGCGUUUAUCGGCGUCCCCAUUGAUACCGGGACCUCCAACCGACCUGGAGCCAGGUUUGGUCCCCGGCAGAUCAGAGUGGAAUCUGCCAUGCUGAGAGCUUACAACAGUGGCACCAGGGCUGCACCGUACGAGUCCCUCAUGGUGGCUGAUAUUGGGGACGUCAAUGUGAAUGUGUACGACCUGAAGGACACCUGCAAACGCAUCAGGGAGGCCUACAGAAAGAUCCUGGCUACUGGCUGUAUACCUCUGACUAUGGGUGGCGAUCACACAAUCGCAUAUCCAAUCCUGCAGGCUGUUGCUGAAAAGCAUGGCCCUGUGGGUCUGGUCCAUGUGGAUGCUCAUGCGGACACCAGUGAUGUGGUCUUGGGGGAGAAGAUUGGACACGGGACUCCAUUCAGACGUUGUGUGGAGGAGGGGCUACUGGACUGCAAGAGAGUGGUCCAGAUCGGCCUGCGCGGUUCAGGCUACUCUGCAGAUUCAUAUGAAUGGAGCCGGGCACAGGGUUUCCGUGUGGUGCAAGUGGAAGAGUGUUGGUUCAAAUCUCUUGCACCUCUGAUGGCUGAGGUCAGGGCUCAGAUGGGCAGUGGUCCAGUGUAUCUCAGUUUCGACAUCGAUGCUCUUGACCCGGGCUUUGCCCCUGGAACAGGCACACCAGAGAUAGCAGGACUUACUCCCAUACAGGGAGUUGAGAUUAUUCGGGGCUGUCGUGGUCUAAACCUUGUUGGAUGUGAUCUAGUGGAGGUGUCUCCAGCCUAUGACACCACAGGGAAUACUGCACUGACUGGUGCCAACCUCCUUUUUGAAAUGUUGUGCGUCCUCCCAAAAAUUAAAUACCUGUGAGGUAGCAGGCUGUCCUGCUGAAUAAACCAGUGAGGAGGGCAAAUCCUGCAACAAUUACAAUUUAAUGUUUUAAUCAUUAAACAUUAAUAAUUGUAUUACAUCCAUCCAGAUGAUAAAUCCAAGCAUGGUUCUCGUGUUGGAGAGCGUCAGCUUGUAUACCGUGUUCUGGUGUACUAAUAACAAUGUAAAACUAGGUGACGUGUUGUACUUUCAGGUUGAUGUAUGUUGUGUGUUGACAAUCCAAGAAAGAUACAUGUGAAGAAAAAAACUAAAUGAUAAAUGCACACAAUGUACACAAAGUUGUAAAUGAAAUUUGGAUUCAAACAAACACAAAACUCAACCACAACAAUCUUGAUAAAUCCAUGUAAAAUAUUCUCCUUAUCUUUAAAGUUACAUACCAUCAGGUCCUGACAUGAUUAUGUACAAUGUUUACAACUCUAAAUACCAACAGAAUUAUAUUAAUUACAUUUUUACAGUCAUGUUGACUAAACAAAUAAAUAAAUCAAGCACACAAAGUUUGACUUUAUUUUCAUGUAUUUGUCAUGUCACAUACUUCUUGCCGUUUGGAAAACAUUCAGAACUUGAAAUUGAUGGAGUUAUGUUUACUACAUACAAUAUAUCGAGCCUAUACAUAUAUAUUACAAAUGUAGCAAACAUUUAUAUAGAACGGGCAGGCAGCUGUUUUGACAUAUAUGAGUGUACCUGUGGUUGUGGUGGGUACUGCACUUUCCUCACAAGAAGAUCUCUGAAAAGAAUUACUGAAAAACCACUAAAAAGAAAAGCUGAGGGUCUCUUACUUCCUUUGUCUAUGGUUCUAGCAUGAACAACAUAACCAUAGUGAAUAAUUAGAUCCAACUGGGUGAAGAGACAUGUCAUCUUUCUUUACUCAAGCUCCCUAUUGUUGUGAUUUAAGUCAACUGGCCUACAUAGCCUUAAGUACAAGCAGUCCUUAUAAGCAAAACCAGCUAUGAAGAUGUAGAGAUAAAAUAUUAAAUGUUUGUGUUAGUAAUGCAGUUACUGUGUCAGUGGCACCUAAGAUAUAUGCAAAAUGCAGUGCUUUAAUGCCUGACCUGACAAAGGUCUGGCAGAGACUGAAAUGUUCAUGGUUUUGAGUUAGUGUUCAGGCAUUACACUUUUCAUUAAAGCUAAUUUCCAGUAGCCUUGCACCUACAAGUGAUGUGGUACAACUUUUAAAAUGCCUAUACUAUGGCUGCACGAUGGUAAAAAAAACAUCUUAUUGCGAUUAUUUUGACAGAUAUUGCGAUUGCUAAAUGAUUCAUGAUUAGUGUGGGAGUGAUCAUC
This is a messenger RNA of Morone saxatilis (striped sea-bass), 2458 nucleotides long. It is a transcript of the gene agmat, whose product is annotated as agmatine ureohydrolase (agmatinase). Lineage: Eukaryota; Metazoa; Chordata; Actinopteri; Moronidae. The coding region runs from base 74 to 1156 and encodes 360 amino acids. Gene Ontology annotation, molecular function: agmatinase activity; metal ion binding. The transcript is spliced from 7 exons. The record is from RefSeq and is a predicted model, not a curated record.